UUUUUUUUUUUUUAACAAUGCGAUAGUACGUCUUUUCAGUGGCGGAAACGAGCUUCUUUAAUCUAGCGUUCAGCCUUCGAUGCAAUGGAGUGCUCCAUCUUUCUGCACAUAUCAUCUUUGGUCGGCUCCCGCCCCUGACGUUUCCCUCGGCCGCUGGGCUGUGCCUGCCUCCCCGUGUGCGAGUCGAACAUAAUACGUCCCACGAAGAAGAAGCUCUCCGGUCAGCUGGCGUCGUAAAAGCGAAAUCGUUGUAGUAGAAUUAAAUUAAACAUGUCGAUUGUGUUUGUACCAAAGAAACUCAGAGGAAAAGCUACAGUCAACCAAGAGACGAUACAGAGGUUACUGGAUGAAAACGAUCAACUGAUCAGAUGCAUUACAGAGUACAUGCAGAAAGGACGCGCGGUCGAGUGUGUGCAAUACCAACAGAUUCUGCAUCGCAACAUUGUCUACCUGGCAACCAUAGCUGAUGCAAGUCCCGACAGUGCAGCUUCCACAUCAAAUUGCACAUCUAAUGACACAUCAGCUUCAGCAGCAGCUGUGAAUGGGCACACAGAGGGCAGCUGAUUGCAGUUUCUGUGACAGCUGCAUUCUUCCUCAGAAGCAUGUGAUUGUGGUCAUUUGACAGCAUAAUUGCACAGAAACUGCCAAGGUGGAGUUCACAAAACUUGGAGAUAUGGACAAUGAAAGCAAAGGAUCCACCUCCUGUUAUUUGUCAGGAAAAAGGUCUCUAGCCUUGGCAGAAAAUGCCCUCUCAAAGCACCCUGCCAGUCGAGAAUGAUCUCACAACAAAAAAACUGUUUUCAGUGACGUAAACCAUUUCAGGGUCGAGCUGGAUAUCUGCGGACAAAAUUGGAAACAAAAUAAAAUUUUAUUUGCACUA
Messenger RNA from Haplochromis burtoni (Burton's mouthbrooder), 880 nucleotides. It is a transcript of the gene ss18l2, whose product is annotated as ss18, like 2. The transcript is spliced from 4 exons. Gene Ontology annotation, cellular component: nucleus. Lineage: Eukaryota; Metazoa; Chordata; Actinopteri; Cichliformes; Cichlidae. Gene Ontology annotation, molecular function: transcription coactivator activity. The record is from RefSeq and is a predicted model, not a curated record. Gene Ontology annotation, biological process: positive regulation of transcription by RNA polymerase II. The coding region runs from base 271 to 564 and encodes 97 amino acids.